CAAGCAAAAGUAAAAAGAAGGCAAAAACAAAAGGCAAAAAUGUACGUGAAUUGUAGUUCAUCCUUAAAUAGGAAAGAUGAUGAUGAUGACAGUGCUUCUGAAUUUCCUAGAAUGAUUCGUAACUCUAAUCAGUUACGUGCUAAUUCAGUUCAUAAUCCUCGUCGUCCUGUUGUAGAUUAUUCUGAAAGUGAAGAUGAAGGACAGGCUCAGUGGUUUAACCAUAACAAGCCACCUCGUUCCACGAAUGAUAUUUCAUCACUUUUAAGAAUGAUGCUCAACCUCAGACAAGGUGCUGGUGCUGGUGCUGGUUCUUAUGCUGGUCGUACUUCCCAACUGAUUAUUAACCAGAAUCGUCGUCCUGUUGUGGAUUAUUCAGAUACUGAUGACGAAGUGAUAUCAGCUCACUACAGGCAGAUUAAACACUUUAGCCAUCCACAUGCCUUGAACAAGUACGACGUUGAACGAGACGAUGAAAUUAAGUGCAAAGUCUGCGGGCUGCAACUUGUUGGCUCAGCUUAUGGUUGUCAACCUUGUCAAUUUUACCUACACGUUUCGUGCUUCGAUCUGCCCCAAAAGAUUAAGCAUGAUUCUCAUCCUGCUCAUCCUUUGACCCUUCGAUAUCCUUCAUACUACAAGAACUGUGGAAAAAGUUGUGAUGCUUGUUGUGAGGAUAUACGACGAAGUUUUCUAUACUGUUGUGAUCCUUGCAAUUUUGAUCUUCAUGUUACUUGUGCUACCUUAUAUAGCAUUGCGAAGAGAGCUGAUUCACCAAAGGAUACUCUUCGACUUUAUUACUCGUUUCCUCUCAAUGACAACAAUCAUAUGCAUUGGAUUGCACGAUGCAAUGUUUGUAACAAGAAGGUGUCUAAGGAAGGUUGGUUGUAUUACAGUAGGGAUACUGGCUAUAUUGCACAUAUCAAGUGUGCUAAAGGUGCUAAAGUUGGGGUUUCUUGGAUUAAAGAGAGACUUAAUAUGCUUAAAGUUAAGUAGAAGUAUGUGAGAGGAUUGAUAUAUAUAUAUAUAUAUAUAUAUAUAUAUAU
Nicotiana attenuata is the source of this 1040-nucleotide messenger RNA. RefSeq lists its product as uncharacterized. The record is from RefSeq and is a predicted model, not a curated record. Bases 40 to 990 code for a protein of 316 amino acids. Lineage: Eukaryota; Viridiplantae; Streptophyta; Magnoliopsida; Solanales; Solanaceae. The transcript has a single exon.